CUUUUUUCCCUUUCUUUAUUUUUUGGUCCUAUAUAAAGAUGUCUAUCGAAUACGAGUGGGUUGAAGUAUCGAAUCCUAAUUUCCCUUGUUCAUUUUAUGCCAAUCAUGUAACAGGUGAAUGUAGUUGGUCAAAACCCUUGAAUGAAUCGAGCAUUCUACCGAAAAAUCCAGACGGCGAUUGGUGGGAGUUAUGGGACGAAAAGCACAAUUUACCAUAUUAUUAUCAUACACGUGCAAACGUCUCUAAUUGGAUGCGGCCCACAGAUACAAAUAUAAUUUCACUUGUCAAAAUCCGUCCUUCAGAAGAGUUCUCAAAGCAAAUGUCUUUAUUGGUUAAAAAGCCUUCAAUCAGUACUCACCAUAACAAUAAUACUAAUACAAUGAAAAGAAACAGCCGGUCGCUUGAUCUAUCCGAGAUCACCAUGGAAACAGAUACGGUGACAGCAGUAACAACAACAACGACAGCAACAACAAGAAGGCAGCACCAGAGGUCGACAUCCGAUAGUAUGGCAAAAGAUAUUAUUGAACAAGUACCAAACAAUGGAAGAAAACAAAGUAUUUGCUCCACAAAGGAGCCAAUGUUUUCUAAAGGGCCACAUUUACCAUCAUUAACAAAGAAAGCAGCAAAUCAUCCGUUUAAAAAUUUGGCUAUUAGAGCCGGAUCACCUACGAGUCGAUAUUCUAUUGCCAUCAGUUCACCUACAAAUAACCCAGAGGCCGCUAUCGCUAUGCAUCCACUUAAUCAACCUCACUGCUCCCCGCCUGUCACUCCCGCGGCCACUCUAAAAAAGCCAACAUUGCCCGCAGGAUUACAACAAGAAAUCAACAAGUUUGCCAUAGAUGGAUUCGCUAAAAAGUAUUUUGCUACACACAAGAAGGGUUUAUUUAGAAGAAAAGUGCCGAUGAAUGAGAUGCUCAAAUGGACAAAAGACUCACUACGUCAACCACUCAUCAUGAUGAACAAAGAGUUAUACAAAGAUGCUCUUAGAUGCUUCAAGCUGGUACAGACCAUCAUGGGAGACAGAUCAAGGUCAAAACAUUCAAAUGAGGUAGAAGACAUACAGACCAUUUUGACUUGCGGUAUUACAAAGGGACAGAUGCGAGAUGAGAUUUAUGUUCAGAUCUGCAAGCAGUUACAUGAAAAUCCUAAUCCAGAAAGUAUUCACCGAGGAUGGGGGUUGCUAUGUAUCAUCAGCGUUACUUUUCCUCCAUCAAAAAAUCUAGAGGCGUACCUGACAGAUUUUGUACAGCAUCAUCAUCAUUCACAGGACCCUCAAGUAGCCACUAUGAGUCAACAUGUAUCUAACAAACUGAAGAGGAUAUGUAAACGAGGAGCCAAAGGAAAAGUGUUGACAAGCGCCGAAAUUGCCCGGGCAAAGGAAGCUCCCUUUAAACCGUCUGUGUUUGGUGAAUCACUGCAAUUUAUUAUGGACUUACAGGCAAAUACCAGCCCUGACCUCAAGAUACCAAUGAUUGUUCCCUUCUUGACCAAUGCAGUAAGGGAAACCAACGGACAGUUAUCCGAAGGUAUAUUCCGUGUACCCGGUGAUGCAGAUGCAGUGACAGAUUUGCGAGUACGUAUUGAGAAUGGCAAUUAUGAUGCCACAGGUAUCACAGAUCCAAACGUGCCAGCUUCACUUUUAAAGUACUGGCUACGAGACUUGGUCGAACCGAUCAUUACCUCCGAAAACUAUUAUGAUUGCAUCAAAUACGCAGAAGAUCCAGAAAUGGCUAUUAAUAUUAUUAAUCGACUACCAGAUACCAACAGACGCAUUGCUCUAUAUAUCAUUAAUUUCCUGCAGGAAUUUACCGACCCAGAGAUCAUCAAACACACUUUAAUGAAUGUCAACAAUCUUGCCAUGGUCUUUGCACCCAACUUUUUGAGAUGUCCAUCAGAGAGUUUGACAACUGUGUUCGAAAACUCGAAAUAUGAACAGGCCUUUUUAAGGACACUCAUUAAUGAAACGCAUGUAGAUUCUUCAGCCUGUGCUUAUGAAUCUGACAGUAGUAAAGUUUUUGGACAAUACAAAGACCAAUAAUAAUAAAAAGAGAUUGUCACAGAGCAUUUUUAGGAGUUGAAAGAUGUUUUACCCAAAAUGGGAUUAUCGUGCGUCACUUUUAUGCAUGUACGAGGCGUACCAUAUUAUGCAGUUAUAAAUAGAGGAACCAUUAUCAUCGAAACAGCAUUGUUCAGUAAGCUCUUAAGCAGAACUAUCCAUAAGAGCCCUUUAAAUAGCUAACAGAGGGUGCUCAAUAUAUAUCUUUAAAUAAGUAAUCAUCAAUACCAUAAAAAAGAGUACAUUUACUUAAUCUAUUUCAAUGUAAAAGCUUGG
Messenger RNA from Rhizopus microsporus ATCC 52813, 2333 nucleotides. RefSeq lists its product as uncharacterized. Gene Ontology annotation, biological process: signal transduction. Gene Ontology annotation, cellular component: cytoplasm; cytoskeleton. NCBI's taxonomy places the organism in Eukaryota, Fungi, Mucoromycota, Mucoromycetes, Mucorales, Rhizopodaceae. The transcript is spliced from 12 exons. The coding region runs from base 39 to 2039 and encodes 666 amino acids. The record is from RefSeq and is a predicted model, not a curated record. Gene Ontology annotation, molecular function: protein binding; GTPase activator activity.